Messenger RNA from Xenia sp. Carnegie-2017, 2546 nucleotides. Its product is annotated as pyridine nucleotide-disulfide oxidoreductase domain-containing protein 2-like. Gene Ontology annotation, molecular function: oxidoreductase activity. The record is from RefSeq and is a predicted model, not a curated record. Lineage: Eukaryota; Metazoa; Cnidaria; Anthozoa; Malacalcyonacea; Xeniidae.
GGAUUUUUCAAUAUAGAACAUAUCUCUUUACAUUACAUCGACUUCAAUUUCUAGUCGAUGUUGCAUUUGCAUGAAUCGAAAUGGGAACCCUUGGCACGCAACUUUUACGAAGGGUGGUUUUUCAGCAAUAUAUAAACUUACUCACGAACAGACAAUCCAGUUCAACUGCAAAAUUUUGUCUAAAAUCAAAAUAUGAUGUCAUCGUCAUUGGUGCAGGACAUAAUGGUCUUGUUUCUGCAGCCUAUCUUCAAAAGGCCGGCUUGAAUGUAUUAGUGCUGGAACGUCGACCUGUCCUUGGUGGAGCUGCAGUAACAGAGGAAAUAGUCUCAGGGUUCAAGUUUUCUAGAUAUUCAUUUGUACUUAGCUUGCUUCGACCUCAAAUAAUGAAAGAUUUAAAGCUGAAGGAUUUUGGUCUUAAGCUGUACUUCCGUGAUCCUAACUAUUUCACGCUGGCAGAUGGUCGCUAUCUCUUACUGGGAUCUGAUGAAUAUAAAAAUUAUGAGGAGAUUUCAAAAUUUUCCAAACACGAUGCCAAUGUAACAUGUACUCCUUGUACUUUUAUAGUUUUAGUCAUUGUUAAAUCCUUCUAUAUCAUAUCUUUAAAUCUUCCAAUAAAAUGGAAAGGAAAAAGAUCAUGUUUCUGCGCAGCGUUUUUCGUUUUUAUGUCAGUAUGUUCCAUUCAAUACUCCUCUUUAGUCGAUGCGAUGGGACCAUUUCUCGAUAAUCCUCCCGUUGACCUGCAUGCGCUACUUUAUGGCACAAUGAGAGAGAAAAUAGAUACUGUAUCUUCAAUUAGAGCGCUAAUAAAAACAGCAAAGAAACUAGGCCGCGAUCUACCUUUAUUCUACGACUUGCUCACUGCACCUGCAACCAAGGUUUUAGAUAAAUGGUUCGAGUCAGAGCCAUUAAAAGCAUGCUUAGCAAUGGACUCGAUAAUUGGUGCCGCUGUCGCUCCUUCGUCAACGGGAAGCGCGUACGUUCUUCUGCAUCAUGUUAUGGGGGAACUUGAGGGACGUAAAGGUGCUUGGGCAUACGUUGAGGGUGGUAUGGGGAGUUUAUCUCAAGCUAUCGCGGACUCGGCAAAGUCUUUGGGCACGACCAUACUGACUGAAGCGCCGGUGAAGUCACUGCAGGUCCAAGGAAAUUCCAUACAAGGGGUUGUAAUGGAUGAUGGGACACAGAUAGGUGCAACAACCGUCCUAUCGAAUGCAACACCAAAAAUCACCUUUCUAGAUCUCUUGCCAAUGGAUGUUUUACCCGAAGAAUUUUACGAAGAUUUAUCAUCUAUCAGCUAUCGCUCUCCCGUUACGAAAAUCAACGUUGCUGUGGACAAGUUGCCCAAUUUCUCGGCGCGACCCAACGAGUCGAACGGUAUGGCCUCUGAUCACCAUCGCUGCACUAUUCAUAUAAACGCCGAAUCGAUAGCCACGAUAGAAAAAGCUUUUGCUGAUUUUUUACAAGGAAAGCCUUCCGAUAGACCGUUAAUCGAAAUGUGUAUUCCGUCAUCCCUUGAUCCAACGCUUGCUCCGACCGGAUGUCACGUGCUGUCUCUGUUUAUCCAAUAUACACCGUAUCGUCUGAGGAAUGGAUUGUGGACAGACGAAAGACGCAAUGACUUUGCAGACAGAGUGUUCGAUUGCAUCGAAGAUUAUGCCCCAGGCUUCAAUUCGUCUGUCAUCGGUAGGGAUAUUCUUACCCCGCCCGAUUUAGUAAAAUGUAAUAAAAUACAUUUCGAAAGAACCUUUAAAAUGACUGAAAUGAAUAUAUUUCACGGCGCUAUGUCUAUUGACCAACUAUAUUUUGCAAGACCCUUGCUAUCGAUGUCGAAUUACAGAACUCCGAUAAAAGGUUUAUAUCUCUGUGGCAGUGGAACACAUCCCGGUGGUGGAGUUAUGGGAGCAUGUGGACGCAACGCCGCAAACGUAGCACUGAAAGACUUACGAAGAUAAAACACAACAACGAAGCUAGGACUAAAGAAGUGUAAUCACAGAACACAUGAUUCAGUUCCGCAUCUUCGAACAUGAAGUAUAAUUUAAAAGAUUUGUCGUCACAAUUGUCUUACAGUUGGCACGCACCAAUGAUGUAGAACCCAAUCUCCUAAACGUCUAACUAACUACCGCGUCAGUAUCACAUCAAACAUUUUAAAAACCAAAACUAAACUAUCAAAUCUGCAAAUGUAACCAGUUCAGAAUAGCUGGCGCAAAUUUCUUUUCGUCUCUUUUGCCAAGUUUGAAGACGGUGGCUUGCCUCACUCGUAACUAUAGAAUAUGGGCGGAGUGAAGCAUCUAGAAGAUUGGGUUCUAGGUCUUUGGUACGCAUGCACAUAGAGUUAAAACAACAUACCAAAAAGUUAAAAACAAAUAUUAUUAAACACACAAAUACAUCCAUAUACAGUCGCAAUGUGUUGUGCCUAGCUAUCUAGAUAAAUUCGUAUACAUUAUUUACUUUGACGUGGGAGUCAAUCAAUCAACAACCUAUUUGUGUAAUGUAUUUUAAAAUUCCCGCGAAGGGUAUGUUUUCUAUAUAAAUUACAUUUUUAACAUAAA